Molecule: messenger RNA, 2547 nt
Organism: Talaromyces rugulosus
Lineage: Eukaryota; Fungi; Ascomycota; Eurotiomycetes; Eurotiales; Trichocomaceae
Exons: 3
Coding region: 1-2547 (848 amino acids)
Molecular function (GO): ATP binding; ATP hydrolysis activity
Source: RefSeq, a predicted model, not a curated record
AUGCGCCCAAAGCCCUCGUCUUCCAUGCAGAAGACGUAUGAUGAGUGCUACCUGAUGUGUUCCACCGCGGUGUACUUUGAAGGACAGAACAACGAGGCCGAAGCCCUUCGCUCGUGGCGCUCCGCCCUGGAGACCAUCUACUAUCAUAAUGCAUACCGAGUCCCCGUCAACUACAAUCCCAAGUCCGAGACCGAAAAAGCCCUGCAGGGAUCCAUCCGCCAAUUGGAACUGCAAUGCAAGGAGCGAGUCGGCUUGCUCGAGGCUCUGCAGGAAAGCAGAAAGGAGUCGGAAGAGAAUGCCGAUGACAAUAGCAACAGCGGUAACAGCAAUAAGGACUCGAAGCAGCAACAGCAGCAACCCCCACAGCAGCAGGCUGCUACUUCCUCGCGGUCGAAGAAAUCAUUGUUCCUGGAGAGUUUCAAACGACCGAGCAACGGGGUGAACAACAGCAACAGCAGCAACAGUAACAGUAACAGCACUAGUACUCCCGGGUGGUUGGGAGAUGGCACUAUUCCGCCUGUCGACUAUAUGGAUCUGUCAAAGCCAAAGCCGCCGCCUCUGCCCGCGAGGUCCUCGACUGCCUCGUCCAAGACGCCCAUGCCUCCGCCGCCGCCGCCGCCGCAUCUGGAACGAAAGAACAGCGGUGAUGCUUCAUCAGCGCUGCCAAAGCCCUCUGCAUCGCCAGUUCCGGCCUCGAGUCCGCUCGCCAAAGAGUCGUCUCGUGGAUCGAGCCCCGAGCGCCGGAAGAUCAUGCUGACGACGCUCCGCCAAAAGAAAGACUCCAAGAAACCAGCAAAACCCAAGAGUUCGGCCUCUCGAACACGGCCGGCGGCUGCUUCAAAGGCUGCCGGUCUCGCGUGGGGAUCGACGUCACCGGCCGUCUCGACAGAUGGCCCAUCUGCCAACCCUCGCCACAGCACAUCUAGUGAUUCUGAGCUUCGCAGAGACAGUGAAACCAAGGGCCUGUCCAAGCACAAGACACGAAAGCCCUUGCCGCGUGAUUACAUACCCAGCGCGCACUGGAGAGAGCCGCAGAAUCCGGAUCCGUCUUACUGGUCAAUUCCACCUCCAAACAAUGUCCAGCCGGCCCCAAGUGACACUACGGUUCCGGCUGUACCUCCCAAGACUACUCCGGUUGACCAAACAGCCUCCAAACCCCCGGUAUCACGACAAAACAAACCGCUACUACCUCCAGAGUAUCCUAAAUACCGCAACGAAUAUCUCUCUCAUCCGCGUCCUGCUGCCAGACCUGCUAGUAACACGCCCAUGAAUCGAUCCUUUUCGGCAACAGACACGCAAGCUUUAGGUGCCGCAGAGAACGGCUCCCGUACACCAAAGAAAUCUAUUCCCAAAUCGCAUUCAACACCACGAAAACUAAACAUUGCCGCGAACAAUAGAACAUCGACCUCGUCUGGCAGCGGAGACGAACCUGCUCGCACUACUCGGCGGACGGGCGGCGCAAGUACUGCGCGUAGGCCUGCUGCUGGACGAAAACCAAAGGCUGCAGCUCCUCGAGUUACGCCGCCUUCGAGUGACCAGGAAGAUUCGGCUGGGGAAAAUUCGCCGGAGAAGGGAGAAGAUCAGUAUUCCCGGGAUAUCAUAAAGAAGCUCCCCAAGGGUAUCGAUGUGAAUGCAGCUCGACAGAUUCUGAACGAUAUUGUUGUCAGAGGCGAUGAAGUGCACUGGGACGACAUUGCCGGGCUGGAAACUGCGAAAAAGGCACUGAAGGAGGCGGUGGUGUAUCCAUUCCUACGGCCGGAUCUGUUCAUGGGCCUUCGGGAGCCGGCCAGGGGAAUGCUAUUAUUCGGACCGCCAGGCACGGGAAAGACGAUGCUCGCACGAGCAGUUGCAACGGAAUCCAAGUCGACCUUCUUUUCCGUGUCCGCGUCUAGCUUGACGUCAAAAUGGCACGGCGAGAGCGAGAAGCUUGUGCGAGCCUUGUUCGGGCUGGCCAAGACACUCGCGCCUUCUAUUAUAUUUGUUGACGAAAUCGACUCCCUGCUAUCGACGCGGUCCUCUGGCUCAGAGCACGAGGCGUCACGACGGUCCAAGACGGAGUUUUUGAUUCAAUGGUCGGACCUGCAGCGAGCAGCAGCGGGGCGAGAAGUGGACAAAAAGGAGGGCGAUGCCAGCCGCGUGCUGGUCCUGGCAGCCACCAAUCUCCCCUGGGAUAUCGACGAGGCCGCGCGACGCCGGUUUGUGCGUCGACAGUAUAUUCCCUUGCCAGAGAACCAUGUUCGCGGGCAGCAGCUCCGUAGACUUCUCGGCCAUCAAAUUCAUGAAAUGUCGGACGAAGAUAUCGAAGUGCUAGUCCGGGUGACCGAAGGCUUCUCCGGCUCCGAUAUCACCGCACUCGCCAAAGACGCCGCAAUGGGCCCAUUACGCAACCUGGGCGAGGCUCUUUUGCACACCCCGAUGGACCAAAUUCGAGCAAUACGGUUUGAAGAUUUCGAGGCCAGUCUGUUUACCAUUCGGCCGAGUGUCGGCCAGGAUGGCCUAAAGAAGUAUGAGGAUUGGGCAAAGGAGUAUGGCGAACGGGGAGGUUGA